UAAAAUUGACGUCGUUAUUCGUGUGCUACAGUUAGUGAUGCUCAGCAAACUCUCGAUCUUCAGCACAAGCACGACACAACCGGGAUGAUUCCAAACAUUCUCCUGAUUUUCAAAAUCAUUAUGGCGGCAGCAGCUGCACGUUCCGUAAACCUAGAAUCGUUAUCCGGGAAUGACGAAAGAGCGGCGAGACUGGUCACGAGUCGAGUCCUGGAGACCACCGCAUUCGGUCACGUAUUUGCAAAUCAACACGUGCACGGCAUCUGUCAAAGAAGAAGUGGACUAUGACACGUACAACACAAGUCGACGUAUCCUUUGGGGCGUGGCACUAACGACGUUAUCACCUACCGCGGCGCCGGUUUGGUUCGCUUUUGAUGCAUUGGCGUAUGCUAACUGCGUUAGUCUAGAGCCAAGCAACAAUUUUUCUUUUCGAACUUUAACCGUGAUGAACGACCUUUUUCCUAGAAAGUGCGGCGUCUAGGGAAUGAAAGGACCCUAGGUAGCGAGUAGAUAAAGUUCUGUUAAUUAAUACAAUUAAUUAUUGUUGUAGUAAUAUAAUUGAGUAUUACUAUUAAAAAUGGUGUACACAAGGAAAAUGAAAUUGAACAGCAAGUGGUAGUGUAUCCUGGAGCAUUACACACAAGAGUACAGAAUGCCUUUACAAACUAAAAUUGAUAUCAAUGACACUAAUUACUAUUAAUUUACCAUACAAAAAUAAAAUCUAUAGUACAAGAGGUGGAUGCAAAUCUGUUAGAUAUGAAUAAACAGUAAAUACCUUAUAUAAAAGAUCCAUGCUUGAACUAAGUGUUAUUUAUACAUUGCAAAAUGCUAUGGUUCGUU
Molecule: messenger RNA, 837 nt
Organism: Corticium candelabrum
Lineage: Eukaryota; Metazoa; Porifera; Homoscleromorpha; Homosclerophorida; Plakinidae
Exons: 3
Coding region: 170-478 (102 amino acids)
Source: RefSeq, a predicted model, not a curated record